AUGUUAGAGAACCUCCAAAACGCUAUACGUCAAAAUACGGCACAGACAGAUUUACCUGAACAGGUUUUCAUUGAAGCGAUAGAGGAGGCACUGUGUGCCGCCGCACGCCGGGUUUACGGUGAUGAUGCCAACGUUUCUGUUGAGAUUAAUUUGGAGAAAGGUGAUAUACGCUGUUAUGUCCCUAAAAAAGUCGUUAAUAUUAUGCGUGAUUUCUCGACAGAGAUUCCGAUUGAGCAAGCGGUGCUACUUCAAGAGGACGUUGAAGUUGGGGAGAUGCUGGCCGUUGAAAUCAACCCCAGCGAGUUUGGACGGGUCCCGGCACAGUUGGCGAAGCAAAUCCUUUUCCAGAAAAUCAAGCAGGCGGAGCGAGAAAAGAUUUAUCAAGAGUUUGCGGGACGUGAAGGCGAAGUUGUCACAGGUUAUGUCCAACGUUUUGAACGCGGUGGUGUCAUUUUGGAUCUUGAGCAGACGGAAGCCUUUUUACCACCGCGUGAGAUGCCACGUUCACAGAACUAUGAGCGUGGUAAACGCUUACAAUGUCUAAUUUUAUCGGUAAAGAAUGAGGCGCGCGGUGCUCCGGUUAUUGUAUCCCGGACGCAUCGAGAUCUGGUAGCGAUGUUAUUUGAGCAAGAAGUUCCUGAAAUCUAUGAGGGUCAGGUUGAGAUUAUGGCGGUUGCGCGUGAUCCUGGGAAUCGAGCGAAAGUUGCCGUCAGGGCGACAGAAGAUGGCAUUGAUGCUGUAGGCACGUGUGUUGGUGUUAAAGGGAUACGCGUCCAAACGAUCGUCAGUGAACUUGAUGAUGAGAAGAUAGACUUACUGGAAUGGAGUGAAGAUGCCAAUGUAUUCAUUGCGAAUGCUCUGGGGGGACGAGUUGGCGUACGUAGGGUUGAGCUCAAUGAAGAAGAUAGGAGUGCUCUUGUGAUUGUUCCGGACGAUCAACUGUCUUUAGCGAUUGGACAACGGGGACAGAAUGCGCGACUCGCGGCGAAAUUGACAGGUUGGAAAGUUGACAUAAAAGAAGAUUCUGAUAAAACAGAUGCGCAAGCCUCAGGCAGUCAAGAAGAAAGUCCUGACCAAAGUCUGCAAGAACAGGAGACUGCCGAUGUGCCGGAUUCAACAGAGGUUGAACAAGUCGUUGACUUGGCGGAGGAUGUUGAGGGAGACUCAGAUGCCGAUGCUGUUGAAACUGAGGGAGCAGAGAGUCCCGACGAGGAGAUCGAGACGGAGACAUCUGUCGCUCCUGAGCUUGAUGAUUUUGAUGCUGAGUCUUAA
This is a messenger RNA of Geodia barretti, 1272 nucleotides long. The record is from the annotation of a GenBank genome assembly. NCBI's taxonomy places the organism in Eukaryota, Metazoa, Porifera, Demospongiae, Tetractinellida, Geodiidae.